Messenger RNA from Chiloscyllium plagiosum (whitespotted bambooshark), 5937 nucleotides. Its product is annotated as sortilin-like. The record is from RefSeq and is a predicted model, not a curated record. Gene Ontology annotation, molecular function: protein binding. Gene Ontology annotation, biological process: endocytosis; Golgi to endosome transport; vesicle organization. Lineage: Eukaryota; Metazoa; Chordata; Chondrichthyes; Orectolobiformes; Hemiscylliidae. Gene Ontology annotation, cellular component: Golgi apparatus; membrane.
CGUCCGGUGGGGCUGUGCAGUGGGGAGGGUGUCAGUUUGUUGUUGGUGUUUUGAACCUGCGAGGUUACGCGAUGGUGUUUUUGAUAUUGUAUUCACAUUUGUUUAUUUAUUAACGGACUUAAAUUUGAAGGUUGACCGGGUUAAAAGGAGGAAAAGGUGAACAAUGGGGGCAGUGGCUGGGUUGUUGCUGCUCUCCGUGUUUGCGGUGUUUGAUUUCCAGGGCAGGCUCUCGGCUGCAGCAGCAGCAGCGGCGGCGGCGGCGCUCGGGGAGCAGCUGCUCAGCAACAGCAACAGCAACGGCCACGGGCUGCACAAGAGGAGCAUCUCCACCUCCACCUCCACCUCCACCAACUGCCAAGAGUGGCAGGGGUUCCAGAGGAAUCUAACAGCCCACACCCACAAGUAUGAGUUUCUGGAUUUGAGUGGAUCAGUCACGUUAGCAUGGGUUGGAGAUGGAACUGGUGUACUCUUGGCAUUAACAACAUUCCAGUUGCCAUUAUUGGGAGUUAACUUUGGACAGUCACGCUUAUAUAGAAGUGAGAAUUAUGGAAAAAGCUUCUCUGACAUAACAAAGCUCAUCAACAAUACUUUCAUCCGUACUGAAUUUGGAAUUGCAAUUGGCCCUGAGAAUUCUGGAAAGGUGAUCCUUACAGCUGGUGUAUCUGGGCAGAGCAAUGGUGGAAGGAUCUUCAGGUCAAAUGAUUUUGGCAGGAACUUUGACACUGUAAAUCUUCCUUUUCAUCCAGUUAUGCAGAUCUUGUACCAUUCCAAAAAUUCUGACCAUCUGCUAGCACUAAGCGUACGUAAUGUUUUGUGGUUUUCCUCCAAUUUUGGCAAAACUUGGCAAAAUAUUCAUGACUUUGUCUGUCUUGUUAAGUGGGGACAAAAUGACACAAUUUUCUUCACGACCCACCCGAAUGGGUCUUGUACAGCAAGAGGCCUUUUGGAGCUUAAAAGGACAGAUGAUUUUGGAAGAACAUUUAAAACUAUUGGAUCAAAAAUAUAUUCAUUUGGAUUAGGAGGGCAUUUCCUCUUUGCUUCUGUUAUGACUGAUAAGAUCAGUUUAAGAGCACUCCAUGUGUCCUUGGAUAUGGGUGACACCUGGAAUAUGGUACAGUUGCCUCACGUCAGCACUGAACAGUUCUACUCCAUUCUGGCUGCAAAUGAUGACAUGGUAUUCAUGCAUGUUGAUGACCCUGGUGAUACUGGCUUCGGAACAAUUUAUGUUUCAGAUGAUCGGGGAAUAGUAUAUUCCAAAUCUCUCUCAAGGCAUUUGUACACGACAACAGGAGGCGAGACAGAUUUUACAAAUGUCACUUCAUUGCGUGGAGUAUAUGUUACCAGUGUACUUGCUGAAGAUGGUUCUGUUCAGUCUGUUAUUACAUUUGACAGAGGAGGGGAGUGGCAGCCCUUAAGGAAACCAGAGAAUAGUGAUUGUGAUUCUACUGCUAAAAAUAAAGAUGAGUGUAGUCUGCAUAUCCAUGCAUCGUACAGCAUCUCUCAGAAACUGAAUGUACCAAUGCUGCCGCUCUCUGAACCAAACGCAGUUGGCCUAAUCAUAGCACACGGCAGUGUUGGGGAUGCAAUUUCUGUAAUGAUGCCUGACGUGUAUGUGUCUGAUGAUGGUGGAUAUUCCUGGUUUAAAGCUUUGAAAGGACCCCAUCACUAUACUAUUCUGGACUCUGGGGGCUUGAUAGUUGCAGUUGAACACAAUGAGUAUAACAGUGUCAAUACAAUAAAGUUCUCUAUUGAUGAAGGCCAGUGCUGGUAUUCUUAUAAAUUCAUUGAAAAACCCAUUGUAUUUACUGGCCUUGCCUCAGAACCAGGAGCCAAAUCAAUGAAUGUCAGUAUCUGGGGAUAUGUGGACCUCAUAAUUACACAGCACUGGAUAUCUGUCACCAUCGAUUUUGAGGAACUCCUCACAAGGGACUGUUCUGAUGACGAUUAUAUCCAGUGGCUUGCCCAUUCAAGUAAUGUUAAUGAUCCUAAUGAUGGCUGUAUGUUGGGUUACAAGGAGAAGUUUCGGCGUUUAAGAAAAUCUUCCGUCUGUCGAAAUGGACAUGACUAUAUUGUGAAUAAACAGCCCAAUGUCUGUCAGUGUACUCUGGAUGAUUAUUUGUGUGAUUUUGGAUACUAUCGAGAAGAAAACAGCUCGGAAUGUGUGGAGCAGGCAGAUCUGCAAGGCCAUGAUCUGGAGUUUUGCUUACAAGGAAGGAAAGAAAUUUUGCAGACGAAUGGAUACCGAAAAAUUCCGGGAGAUAAGUGUUAUGGAGGGGUGCAAGUAAAUCGUUUGGUGAAAGACAUGAGUAAAAAAUGUGUCAGUAACUUGCUGGCACCUGCAGAACUGUCUGAUUCCCGCAGAACCAGCUCUGUGCCAAUUAUUGCCACUGUCAUAGUAUUAUUACUGAUGCUGUUAAUCCUUGGAGUGAUCUUCAUCAAGAAAUAUGUGUGUGGUGGAAGAUUCUUGGUACAUCGGUACUCAGUGCUACAACAGCAUGCAGAAUCUACUACAGCAGAUGAACUGGACACUGCUGCGGUCACUAAUAAACCAGAAUACCAUGAUGACUCUGAUGAGGAUCUUCUGGAAUAGACGUUGUUUGUUAUUUUUGAAGAAUAUUUUGGAGAUACAAGAUGCUGUUCUUGCCAAAUAAACAGCACUAUAGUAUUUCGAGAUGCUGUUGCCUCCAUCUGAUUUGCUGUCAAGUACCUGUACUCUGAUUUUACAGCAUCAUGCAAAGGCAUUAUGACAUUUUUACAAAUAUGAUACAUCUAGAGCUACAAUCACAACUUUCUCACAAGUGAGACUGCUCCUCGCAUAUUGGAAUUGUUUUUGAAGACUUGAUAUAUGGAGGAGGGGUAAACUAGAGGACAAUGAAUUGUUAACAAUCAGAUGUGUGUUUAAAAUUGGGAAAAUAGUGGUUUUGGAGGAGGACUAACCUAAUUUGCAGAACUACAUUUUUAAAAUCUGCUCCUGGACGCAUCACUCCAAGCUUUCAUGGAUUUUUUUGUACGAUUUUACAUUCUUCAACUUUCUGUAUUACCUAGCAUCUCUUUUAUUUCUCACCAAGACUGACUUGUGUCAAACUUAAAUGUAAGCAGUAAAUUCUUAAAGUCAUGCAAAUAUUGCAUAUUUUUUAAAAAAAAAAGCCACUAAAAACAAAAUCCCUGAUAAUGUGCGUCAAUAAAAUCUGGUUGUCAAUUUAUAGAAGCUGACAUUUAUUGUAACGCUUUUUCCAAAAGGUCUUUCAUAUUAUGUGACUUCUUUAAUGGCUUCCAGAAUAAUUUCCCUUGUGUAACAAUUUUAGUAUCAGACUCCUGAAUUAGGAAAGUUAAGUCUUUUCAGUGUUGUCCUACCAAGAACUCUCAUUUAUACAUCUCUAUGUACUUGAUAUAUAUGAAAGCUAUUAGAGAUACACUGAUGAAACCCUCCAGUAUUUUAUUAAAUAAGAGAUUUACUGUUUCUUAGAAGUUAAUUUAAUGAUUGAAAGUUUUAUGCCUCACCGCAAGUAUAAAUGAGGGUUUUUCACAUUUAGAAUAUCAGUAUCUUGAUUGAUUAUCAAGUAAUUUAAUUUUAUUAAAUUAAAAAUUAAUGCUUGUGCACUGACUUGUUGCACUUCUGCUUUCAUUGCUGGUGUGAAAGAACAGUAGGUGUAUAAACUAAAUACAAUGCAUGGAUUAUAGAAGUAACUUAAAAUUACAACAGGUAUGUACCCAGAUAUGUUUAAUGCGUAAUUUGUUCCAUCUAAUAUUCUACCUUUCUUCUAUAUGGUAAUCUGGGAAAUAAUUUGAAACCAUCGCAUCAUGUACUUCUAAAGUAUUUUUUUAAUAGAAAAGUUAUCUGCUUUCAGAAAUAGCAAGUUUACUGUCGUAUAAACUGAAUUCAGGUGGUGAAUACCUAUUUCACUGUUAUGACUAGGUUGUUAAUUUAUUUGCUUUGAAUUCUUUGUUCAUUUUAUAUUUAGUCUUUAGAAUUGGAAAGCAUUAUAACAUGUUUAUAUGCAAUAUAUUUUCUUUGCAUAAAAGUGCGUUGUGCUACUCCUUUCUAUCUUAGUUGAGAAAAGUGAUGUGAUGUAGGACUUUGGACUUUUUGUAGUUUCAGAAAUUGGUUUCUGUGGUUUCAGAAAUUGUUGACUUACCUGUCAGCACAUGUUCCAAAUUAUAUCAUCAUCUGUCUAUAUGUGACUUAAAGGAUUCAGUGAGAUAUUCCAUUCAUAAGACUUAGCACUUUUUAGAAGCAUUGUAUGUUCUCAGAUCAUGAUUCUUAAAAUUACUGUGGAGUUCACAAUUAGUUCAUUACAGUUCAAUAUUCAAGUGGGUAUGCACACAUUGAGGGUUGUAUAAACUUGAUAUCUUUACAUAUAUUUUGGUAAGAUAUUUAAAUUUCCACUUGAUCUGUUGUGGUUUACUUAAAUAAUUUUGGUUUUUAUUUCAUCUUGUUUAUGGUUCUGAAAAGCCUAAAAUGGCUAAUUCUAUGAUUAGCUGUGUUUGAAGAAUUUCCAAUAUGAUAAAACAUACACAUUUUCAAAUUGUUUUCUAAUCAAUCUGAGUAACCACCAUAAACCAGAAAUAAAUGAUUAUACUUUAUAUUUCAAGAAAUCUUGAUCAAGCUGCAUUCUACAAUCUGUAUGAUGAGUUUGAUUUGAUAUUUGCAGUUGCACAUAUAGUCAAGUUAAACAAUUGAAGUUUUAGCUAAUAAAUUGGCUAUUCAGCUCCAUGUCUACAAUGGGUUUUUGUUAAGUAUCCCAAAUGAAUCCCACUGCUAUAUUUCACAGCCUUGUAUCUUAUUUCAAUAUUUAUCCAAUUUUCUGUUAAGUGCUCAGAUUUUAAUGAAUUUAUAGCCACAACAUAACACUAAUAGGGAGAUGCAACAGAAGUUUGUGUUGCUGAAUCUUUGGAUAGCACAGAUCUAAUACUGAUCUGUGAAACAACUGGGUGGGUUUGUUAUGACAAGCUGCAUCUCAGUAGCAUUCUUUCAUAUAAAUACUUGUAAAGCUGCUUGCUUUAUACUUGAUUUCCUUCCUAUUUGGGAAACUUUUUACUGCUUUAGAAACCACUAUCUUUCUUAUGAUUUUCAUUGCAUAUAUCUAUAAAGCUGUGACAGUAUAGAAAUAUCUUGCAUAUUUUUGAGUGGGAAUAAUUUUUAAACCUGAACCAUAUGUUCUGAAGAUCUGUGGUGGCCAGUCAUCUCUAGAAGUAUAAAGUGAGGUGGUGAUAGAUUGUCAUUAGCUAAGAUGAACACACUCUUGCACUCAUUCUACUCUUAAUACAGCUAAUACCACCCUUCAGUCUUGCACUUGUUGCAAAACUCAUUGCUGUUUUCACUGUUUUUCUAUUUUGGUUGUGUUGAAAACGCAGAUGAACAUACAUUCUCUGUCAUCACUUAAGAACAUUAGGAGUAAUGUGAUAAAGACCAGAUAAUCUGUUUUUAUAAUGUUCACAUGAGUGAUAGCUAUUGGCCAGGACACUGAGAAUAACUUGCCUACAGGAGUUAUCCAACAUAUUCCUUUGAAUUUUUAAAGAUGUUAGUCAAUAAAAUAAAUGAUGUGUUUCUUGAACGAAAUUGAUUGUUUUGUCCCCUUUCAAAUCAGUCCAUGCAUAUUUUGAAUUAAACUGGUUGUUUGUUGAUUACAUUUCAAAUUUCUGUAAUGCUAAUGGAAAAGGUUUGUGGAAAGCAACAUUAUAUUUCAACAAUUGAUUAUUAAUUGUAAUAUAUAGUUUUAAUACAUCAGUGUGAACUGUACUUCAAAUAUACUAUUAUGAUUUGAUUUUUGUCAAUUUUAAUAAGACCUAAUUAGGAGGUUUUCAAAAGCUAAUAGAAAGCAAUAUUAAGAACAUUGUUGAAUUAUUGCUUUACUAUAUGAAUGCUUGUGUAUUUUCAGUGAUUUAAAGCUAAAGCAUUUUGUUUUCUAAUUUGUGAAUAAACUCACCUGGAUCUUA